AUGCCGAGUCCUCCCCGGCCCUGUUCAACGUCUCUGACCAGAUACACAGGGCAUUUUGCGCAGACGAUCAUUGCUCACCCUGAAGACAAGGGCGUGAUGAUCAAGAGCGUUGGCGCCCUUUUGGUGACUGGGUCAAUUUCAGAUCCUCACCAACAACACCUACUUCGAGGGCACGACAUGGAGAUCAGCGCGCUCACCGUGUCUUCGUCGGGUGCGCUUAUAGCCACAGGCCAGCGCGGAUCUACGAAAGUCAAGGGCUACCCCGCCCCGGUCUUCCUUUGGGACUACAAGACCCGAACGUCUUUGUUUGUGUAUCAAGGUUUAACCGAGUGCGUUUGCCACCUUUCUUUCAGCCCAGACGCGAGGUUUCUGCUCGGCUGCGGCGGAGACGGACUGGUGUACGUGUGGGACACCAGCACGGGGGAGCUCGUGACAGGGAAGCAGUACGCGGAACCGUCCACGCUCGGGGAAUGGACUGCGGUAAACUUAGCUGGGAGAAGGCCAGUCUAUGAGAUUUGCUUGUGCACCGGGAAUGACGUUCUUGCUUUGGAGCUGAGAUUCGAUCCAUCUAGGCGCCAGUGGGCGAUUUCAGGAGGUCCGAUGGCGACGCCAAGUUCAGGUCUUCGUCGGCAAUAUAAGUGCUCGGCUCUGCUUCCAGGAGGGGGGUUCUUGUUAUGCGGCACCGAUGUGGGCGACAUGGUCGUGUUUGGGUGCGUACGAACGUCCGUAGACCGUGGUCAUCGAUGGUGA
This is a messenger RNA of Ectocarpus siliculosus, 750 nucleotides long. The record is from the annotation of a GenBank genome assembly. Lineage: Eukaryota; Phaeophyceae; Ectocarpales; Ectocarpaceae.